CAGAAUGGCUUCAACUGUGAAACUGAUACUCUCUCUCCUGAUUGCUGGAGGGACCUUGGCGAAGGAAGGACCAAAUACCAACAGCCAGGCUGUCAGGUCAUCCAUAGUAAUCCUGUCGGAGGCAAAGUUACCGCUUCCUCUAACGAUAAGUUUGCCAACGCUGAGCACUAGAGGACCCAUCAAACCAAAGAAAACUCAUAUCCACCCACAUACACCAUCCAUCAUUCCAAAAACCACAUCUACCAAUCUACAAACUCCAUCCACCAAUCCAAUAACACCUAUCGAUCUAGAAACACCAUCGAUCGACUCAAAACUAACAUCUAUCGAUCCACAGGCACCAUCUAUUAUUCCAAAAAUGACACCUAUCAAUCUACAACCACUACCCAUCAAUCCAAAAAUAAAACCUAACGAUCAAGAAACACCAUCCGUCGACACAAAAAUAACACCUAUCGAUCCACAGACAUCAAUCAAUCCAAAAAUGAAACCUAUUAUUCUACAACCACCGUCCAACGAUCCAAAAAUAACAUCUAUCAAUCUACAAACAUCAUCUAUCAAUCCAGAAAUAACUCCUAUCAAUCAAUCCACCAGUCCAGAAAUAAUACAUAUCAAUCCGUCCACCAUUCCAGAAAUAACACAUAUCAAUCCAUUCACUAAUCCAGAAAUAACAUCUAUCAAUACAUCCAUUAAUCAAGAAAUGAAACCUAUCAAUUUACAAACACCUUCCAUCAACCCAGCAAUAUCAAUCGGUGCCGUAGCUGCUUAUAAAGGAUCGGACAAAGGAAGAUUGCGAAGCCUCAAUCCUGAAAAUGAACGUCGCCAUAGAUCGUGGUCGACGUUAAAUGAGAAUCGCCAAACUACCAAUAACUCCGAAGAAAGCAAAGGAAGCCAUGAAGGAUCUAAAGCGGAAGCAGGUUCGCUCGAAGGUCAAAUCGAGGUUAAAAGGAAUCAACCGGAAUCUGUCGAAGUUUUCAACCAUUCAGGUAAUCUCGAGAAUAUCAAAAUAAAUUCAGGAAAACUUACUGGAGUACUUUACCAUAGAAACCACUCAGCAGAACGUACAGAAUAUCCUGGAAAAGUAAUCGAUCAGACUGGAAGCCAACCUGUUGCAGGUACCUUGAAACGAGCUAAACGUGAAAAGUCCUCAAUUAAUAUUCGCUACAACGACAAGGAGUCAAAAUCUCGAGAAGAUAAUAAAGGCAAAGCUAAAGAUGGUUCCUCCGAGGCGGACAGGGACUUGUCAGAAUUUCGGAGACGUAAGUACAGAAGAAGUCGUAACCGUGGGGGGCGUUGGAGGCACAGGUCGAAUGAAAGAAGCCGAUAUUGAAGUAGUGACGGAGGCUCCUGGUCCAAGUCAUCUAUAUGAAAAAUGAAGGCAAUCUAUUCGAUGACUAAAAAGUAUUUAACCAGCUUAAAAUAGGAUAGUUUAAUUUUGGAGAAAUUCUGAAUAAACAUAAUGUGUAACCUCAACCAAUAUUUUAUUUAUUUAGUUUGUUUUUUGCAUGCCAAAGCAUGAAUUAAUAUUAGUUCUUCAAUGAGGUUUUCCUUAUAGUGAGAGUCUAUAGGUGUAAUUACUCUUUAUUCC
Messenger RNA from Nezara viridula (southern green stink bug), 1582 nucleotides. The record is from the annotation of a GenBank genome assembly. Lineage: Eukaryota; Metazoa; Arthropoda; Insecta; Hemiptera; Pentatomidae.